AUGAACCAAAAUGGCGCUAUUAGGGAGGACAUGCUCUCUUCGCAAGCUACAGUAAGUGCGAACCUCUCUUCCCAGGACGCCGUGGGUACCAUUCAGGAACUUCAUAUCAAAAGGGAUCAAAAUUUGAUAUUUGCAGAUUCUUUAAUAAAUACACUUAACAGUGAAGCAUACCAAGCUACAACUGUUCAAGAACUUCCUUUUAUAAGCACUCCUCAUACGAAUGCCCACAGACAUUUGACGAAUCUCUAUCCGCCGUCAUUAUCGGUAUCGUUUGCUAAAACUGUGAUAGUGAAAUCUGAUCCUUUCACAGACCCACAGUUUAACAGUGAUGAUGAGAGAGACUCUGAAGGCAAGAUUCGAGUACGCGUCAUACGUAAUGGCAUGAUAACGACAGAGGCAAUGGAUCCGUACCGCCUAGCCCAUCUCUAUGCCCUGAGGCAGGCUGCAUUGAGGCAAGUGCGAGGGGAAUACUCUCCUCUCGAGGUGCCGGAGUGGGUUAGGCAGUAUCCUUUUCUGGGAGCUUACUUGGCAGAAGCUUUUGGGACCUUUGCGUGUACCUUGACGCUUUUGUUCGCAGUCGCUUCCAACAAGCCCGUCUUUUCCUUAUCAGGCGACUCUAGCAUCAUGUGCCUUCCCAUAGGCUUUAUAUUUAUGAGCAUGAUAUCGGCAUUUUUCUACAUUUCCGGGGGACAUUUCAAUCCUGCCCUAUCCAUCGCCAUCGCGCUUGUUCGCAAGCUGAAGCCUUCCCACUGUGUUUGGUACAUUGUUUGCCAGGUCGCGGCGGCAUUUGUGGCUGGAGCGACAGCCAUAUUUAUCCAGAACAGCAAGGACAUCUACGUACCGAAGAUUAUUCAGUCUUCGGUGCAAAAUGAGCAUUUUUUAGACCUAAUUUAUACCUUUAUCAUGGUGUUUGUGAUGCUUCACACCGGCUACGCGCAGCGCUCCGGCCAGUCUUUUGUGGGCCUGGCGACUGGCAUGGCCCUGAUCGCAAGCGUCGCGGCGAUGGGCUCGAUCUCGAGCGGUGUGUUGAAUCCCGCGGUGGCGACGGGCCUGCAGGUAGCCUUAUGUCUUGCCGGGAAUUGCGAUAGCCUGAAGAACUCUUGGAUAAAUUGGGUGUCCCCGGUUUUGGGAGCCGCCUUGGCAGCCUUCAUUUUUUCUCAUACGUGGCAGCCAACAGAGGAUGACGGGGAUUUUGAUUCGUAG
Molecule: messenger RNA, 1203 nt
Organism: Phytomonas sp. Hart1
Lineage: Eukaryota; Euglenozoa; Kinetoplastea; Trypanosomatida; Trypanosomatidae
Source: the annotation of a GenBank genome assembly